AUGGCCGGGCUGCCCCACAGGAUCAUCAAGGAAACCCAGCGUUUGCUGGCAGAGCCCGUUCCUGGCAUCAAAGCAGAACCAGAUGAAAGCAACGCCGGUUAUUUUCAUGUGGUCAUUGCUGGGGAAUCAAAGGAUUCCCCCUUUGAGGGAGGGACUUUUAAACGUGAACUAUUACUUGCAGAAGAAUACCCAAUGGCAGCCCCUAAAGUACGUUUCAUGACCAAAAUUUAUCAUCCAAAUGUAGACAUUGGAAAAAUAAGUUUAGAUAUUUUGAAAGAUAAGUGGUCCCCAGCCCUGCAGAUCCGCACAGUUCUGCUAUCGAUCCAGGCCUUGUUAAGUGCUCCCAAUCCAGAUGAUCCAUUAGCAAAUGAUGUAGUGGAGCAGUGGAAGACCAACGAAGCCCAAGCCAUUGAAACAGCUAGAACAUGGACUAGGCUAUAUGCCAUGAAUACUAUUUAAA
Messenger RNA from Gorilla gorilla gorilla (western lowland gorilla), 460 nucleotides. RefSeq names its product putative ubiquitin-conjugating enzyme E2 N-like. Lineage: Eukaryota; Metazoa; Chordata; Mammalia; Primates; Hominidae. The record is from RefSeq and is a predicted model, not a curated record.